UCAGCAUGUGGAGUCUGCUACUAAAUUUGGCUGUCUUAGCUUGGGCUCAGAGCUUUAGCAUACCGAAUACCAAGUAUGAUAUCGAAAUACUUGCUCUGCGCAUGCUGCCGGGUGAGCAAGAGACGCUGGCGGAUAUUUCAGGACUCAGCUUCGUAGGACGCGAUCGUCGUGUCAAUGGCACGCUGGACAUACUUGCUGAUCUGGACAAUGAGCACUUUGAGCUUGCUGGCGACUCUUCAAUUGAUGUGAGCAACGGCGGCGGCAACUUUAUCCAAUUGCCUUUUAUGAUACCACGCACCAGAUUCUGUGAUGCUGUAAAGAAGUUCAUCGCUGUUUAUGGGCAGGAUACGGUGCGCAUGGGCGUCAAUACGGACUUUCCGGUGGAUGGCAGCGUGUGUCCCAUACCCAAGGGCACUUACUAUAUAAAGAAUGUGAAAAUGAAUGCUGACGAUUGGCCGCUGCUGAUGCCCAGAGGCAUUAUGAAGAGUUACUUUCGUGUCUAUAAGGAUGGCAAGAGCGUGGGCAGCAUCGAAUGUUUGCUGAAUGCCAAAGAUAAACUAUAA
Molecule: messenger RNA, 563 nt
Organism: Drosophila busckii
Lineage: Eukaryota; Metazoa; Arthropoda; Insecta; Diptera; Drosophilidae
Gene: CheA84a
Exons: 2
Coding region: 6-563 (185 amino acids)
Source: RefSeq, a predicted model, not a curated record